Ixodes scapularis (black-legged tick) is the source of this 1660-nucleotide messenger RNA. RefSeq names its product flavin-containing monooxygenase 5. Gene Ontology annotation, molecular function: flavin adenine dinucleotide binding; N,N-dimethylaniline monooxygenase activity; NADP binding. The coding region runs from base 29 to 1660 and encodes 543 amino acids. The transcript is spliced from 6 exons. NCBI's taxonomy places the organism in Eukaryota, Metazoa, Arthropoda, Arachnida, Ixodida, Ixodidae. The record is from RefSeq and is a predicted model, not a curated record.
CCUGUCUAAUCCACGGGUCGGCACCAGCAUGCCGGCCCUGCGCGUCGCCGUCAUCGGCGCCGGUCCGUCCGGGCUGACCGCGGCCAAGACGUGCCUCGAGUCCGGCCUGGAUCCCGUGGUCUUCGAGCAGUCGGACGACCUGGGCGGUCUUUGGUACUUCGACGAGAAGGUGUGCCGCGAGGGCCAGCCGUCCGUCAUGAGGUCCACGGUAAUCAACUCGAGCAAGGAGCUGACCGCCUUCAGCGACUUCCCGGCCCCGGCACACUUCCCAAACUACAUGCACCACUCCAUGCUGCUCCUUUACCUCAGGAUGUACGCCGACCACUUCGGAGUCACCCAGAGGAUCAGGACGAGGCACGCCGUGCGGGACGUGCGCCCCACGAAAGAUCACGACCGCACCGGGAGGUGGCUGGUGACGGUUGAAGACCUGUCCUCGAGCCAAACGAGCCGGUCCGCGUUCGACGCCGUCAUGGUGUGCGUGGGCCACCACGCCUACCCGCACCGGCCUCCGCUGCCCGGGUUGGAACACUUCCGAGGCAGGGUGCAGCACACGCACGCCGUCAAGGACUGCGACCGCUUCAAGGGACGCCGCCUCCUGGUGGUCGGCACAGGAAACUCAGGCAUGGACGUGGCCACCGAAGCCAGCCUCUUCGCGCACAAGGUAUACCUGAGCACUCGGCGAGGCUCGUGGGUCCUCCACCGCGUGGCCCCCAACGGGUUCCCGAUGGACACGGUGAUUCAGCGCCGCUACUACGCGCCCCUGCCCAUGUGGCUGCUGAACACGCUGGCAGAGCGCGAGAGCCAGAAGCUGUUCAACCACGACCUCCUAGGCCUGAGGCCCCGGCACCGGUUGUUCCAGCAGCACCCGACCAUCAACGAUGCCCUGGCCAACCGCAUCCUCAGCGGCACCCUGGUAGUCAAGGGGGACGUAGCCGAGGUCACCGAGAGCGGCGUGCUGUUCAAGGGAGAGCAGGAAGACACCAAGCUGGACGACAUCGUGCUCGCCACUGGAUACGAGAUUAGGUUCCCUUUCCUGUCCGAGUCCCUGGUGAGGGUGGAAGACAACCGGUUGGCCCUAUUCAAGUACGUGUUUCCGGUGCGGCUCAAGAGGCCCGAGACGCUCAGCUUCCUGGGCUACAUCCAGCCGCUGGGAGCCAUCAAUCCCAUCGCCGAGGUGCAGGCCCGCUGGGUCGUGCAGCUGCUGCUGGGCAACGUCCGGCUGCCCACCAAGGAGGCGAUGCUGGAGGACAUAGCGCAGACGGAGUCCAGGCAGCGGCGACGCUACGUGUCCAGCCCCCGGCACACGAUCCAGGUGGACUACAUGCCCUACACCCGGGACAUCGCGCGCAGGAUCGGCGCCGACCCGAGCCUGGGCAGCCUGUUCCUCCGGCACCCGGCCCUGUGGUGGGCCGCAGUCGCGGGCCCGCAGGUCCCCUACCUCUACCGACUACAGGGACCCCACCCGUGGCCCGGCGCUGCGGAUGCGAUCCUGAGGACGAGGGAGAGAGUGCUGAAACCGCUCCAAACAAGGAUGGACUUCGGCGACCAGAGUAGACCGUCCAGGGAGGUGGACAAGUUGGACUACACCGUUAUGUUGGCGGUGGUCGUGUUGGUGUCGGUGUUGAUGGUUCCGCUGCUGGCGCACUGCGUGUUUAUGUGA